GCCCCCAUCGCCUAGCUUGCACCUCAUCCUCCCCACACACAACACUCUAGAUAGCACCAAGGCACCAACCUUUGUUGAUCAGGACGCGACGAUCAUAUAUACAAAGUAAGAAGAAGAUGAGGCUCGCAAGAAUCGCCAUGGCGAUGGAGGACGGCGGCGGCGCGUCGUCGUCGGUGGCGCAGCCGGCCGCCAUGGGCAUGGGCUACGAGCGCCACUUCCAGCCGCCGCCGUUCUGGUCAACGCCGACGCCGUACCUCUUCAUCGGGUUCGCCGUGGUGAUGGCGCUCAUCGCCGUGGCGCUGGCCGUGCUCCUCUGCACCCGCCGCAAGGAGGACGAGGGGGGCCGCGGCGCCGAGGGCGGCCAGGUCAUGGCCGUGCGCGUGCUGGCGCCGCUGGACAGGGAGGACGCGGCGGUGCCCAGGGUGCUCGUCGUCAUGGCCGGCCACAGCGCGCCGUCGUUCCUCGCCAGCGCCGCGCCGUUCGCCAGCUUCGCCGCCGCAGCAGCCGGGGACGACGCCAAGCCGCAGCAGCACGUUGGCGGCAAGGACGGCGCCGACGCCGUGUAGGCUUUCCCUGCCCCGGCCCGCGCGCGCUCCCCUUGCUAACCGGCGGCACGAGAACAUGAUCGCGCCAGCACGCGCAAAGAUUAAGCUGAUCGGAGAAGCAAUUUUGUUCAUCCUGACUUCCCUUUUCGCUUUCUUGGUAAUAGUUUUGUGACCUGCAAUGCUGCCCUUCAGCCUCUGCACGUAAUUAGGUGUGUUGUGCAGAGCUGGAGGUCAGAAAAUUUGCAAUCUGAUCGAUCAGAUCAUCGGGUUGCACCGAUCAUUUCCUGUUUUGGUCUCAUAUAAAGCAGGUUUUUGAGGUCCUGAAACGGGGCAAACCACAGUGUCACCUGCAAAACCUUACGAUUCUGCUGAAUGAAAUGGAAAAACUGGAGCACUCUUAACACA
Setaria italica (foxtail millet) is the source of this 950-nucleotide messenger RNA. Its product is annotated as protein GLUTAMINE DUMPER 4. NCBI's taxonomy places the organism in Eukaryota, Viridiplantae, Streptophyta, Magnoliopsida, Poales, Poaceae. Gene Ontology annotation, biological process: regulation of amino acid export. The transcript has a single exon. The record is from RefSeq and is a predicted model, not a curated record. The coding region runs from base 117 to 566 and encodes 149 amino acids.